This is a messenger RNA of Penaeus indicus, 1568 nucleotides long. RefSeq lists its product as uncharacterized. Lineage: Eukaryota; Metazoa; Arthropoda; Malacostraca; Decapoda; Penaeidae. The transcript is spliced from 10 exons. The record is from RefSeq and is a predicted model, not a curated record. The annotation marks the transcript as partial.
CGUUCGACGAUAGAAGUGCGAUGCGCGUGACGCCUGCGACACUAUUCUCGCGGAAGUGCUAAUGCAGACACCAUGGCAAGGUACAGCAGCAAAAUCCUGUUGGCGAUGGCGGUCCUUCUGGCGGUCAUCGCAGCGUCGUCAGGAAAGGACCUCAACACUAGAAUGACCCCUGGGGAGAGGACUCAGGCAUUCGCGAAGAUGAAGGAGAGGUUCAAAAAGAUCGAGCCCGCUUGUAUACCACCAGAGCACCCUGGUGAAAGUACCAAGCCACUGCCGACUGUGCCGGACUCGUUCACCACCAACGUUGAGAUAGCUUUCGAAGAGAAGAAAAUGAAGGUCAUUUACGGUGCAGAGAGUUUCGAUGGCGUCCUGAACACAGGAGUCCUUCGCUACGAGUUAAGCGAAGGCAUCAUUCUAGGAAGACCUAAGGACCGACAAGAGAUAAUCCACUACAGCAUCCCAGCGGACGAAGCUCUUUUUAUUAUCGCUAAUGAAGCGUGCGAGGACGAGGGAGAGGAGAAUUGCGACCCCAAGAAGCGCUGCCACGCUGGUAAGCUGGAGGACCUCAGCGCCGAACUCCGCGAGCUGUUCGGGUACAGCGACGUAAAUGGUAACGACGGGUAUUACGGCGCUGGCGGGAUCCUGCAGUGGGGUCCGCAGUACAACUACGAGUACAAGGGCGCCUCCGACUGCAGAGGGAUGCGCUGCGACAAAUACGAAACUUGUAUCACCAAGCCCGACGAAAAUGCUACCGUUUUAAUUACAUAUUUCUGGUCAGAUAAAGCGUGGAACGUGACAACCAACGGCGCCCAAGUGCCAGUUGCCAUCGAGAUUUACGCCACGGGCAAGUUUGGCCACAUUUUUCAAAGGGAGGUGAUGCAGCGCUAUGACUUCUACGACUUCUACAGAGAUGUCCGUCCGGAUCCAGAUGAAUUUGAACCUCCAGUGGACGUCUACUGCCACGGGAGGAAGGACGUGUACGCGCCCCCCCGCGCACCCUUCUACUUUGCCUACAAUGCCGAGUCCAUCGCGGGCUUCGAGCUCCCCUUCCCCGCCGGCGACAACGAGACCACGACCGUCCACUUCACCACCGUCAUUUCCCAUUCCCAAUAUUAUGACUGGGAUGCUAAAGUAGUUAGAACGAAGUAUGUUCCAUGGUUCAUUUUUGGAGAAGAAAACAAGUACGAAUACACCACGGAGCUCAUCCAAGACUUCCAGCAAGGAUUGACAUAUGAGAUCUUGGAACACCUGAAGCUCUGUAAUGUUAGGCCUACAGAAAAUUUCACCAGCGCCGGCGACAUUAUAGUUGGCGACGACGGCAGCGUGUCCAUGGUUCCUCCCUGGAUCUUUGCGGACUUGGAUGAGCCCAUGCAGUACAAUGGCUUACACUGGACCCGGGGAGUGGACGCGGACGUGUGGGUGGGGCAGAAGAGGCACCAAAUCACCAGGCUGAAUGAGACGUACGUCUGGUACUACGCGUCGGUUAGUAUUAAUUUUUCUUCUUAUAUUGUCGUUAUCAUGUGUCUUCUAUUUACACUGCAGUCACACGGCCAACUGUGUAUUUAUGG